GAAUAAAAAUAAAAAAUAAAAAAUAGUAGUAUUUUCAAACCACUAUACUCUCUAGCUCAGGUGGAUCUCUCUCUCUCUCUCUCUCUCUCUCAUUGUCUCACUCCCUCCCCUCUCCGCUUUGCAAAGCUUCAAUCUUUCUGCGAACAAGGGAUUUUGGUUUUUUUUUGUUAGUAUCAAUCUAUCCUUCAUCCCUGUUGAUCAAGAAUGCAAUUCUUUGGGGGCUCUGAGAUAAGUCCCUCGCCACCUGCGCCGACAGCUUCAGGAAACAAUGGCCAUAUGAUUUAUGUAUUCAAUAGGAAUGGUGUAUGCUUGCUCUAUAGGGAGUGGAAUCGCCCCCUCAGGACGUUGAAUGCCCAGCAAGACCAUAAGUUGAUGUUUGGUCUGCUUUUCUCGCUUAAGUCAUUAACUGCCAAGAUGGACCCCACUAGUGCGGAGAAAGGAAAUCUCGGUGUGCCUCAGUUACCUGGCCAAGGUUGUUCAUUUCAUAGUUUUCGCACUAAUACAUACAAACUUAGUUUCAUGGAAAGUCCGUCGGGAAUAAAGAUUAUCUUGGUGACUCAUCCUAGAACUGGUGAUCUACGGGAAUCCUUGAAGUAUAUCUACAAUUUGUAUGUUGAAUAUGUUGUGAAGAAUCCACUCUAUACACCCGGAUCUCCUAUCAGGUGUGAGCUGUUCAAUACAACGUUGGACCAGUAUGUGAGGGGUAUUGCAUAGAAGCUGAGUUGCUACCAAUUCACUACUGUUGAUGAUGAACGAUUGUGUUGUAUAAUGCAUUGUUCUUAACUUUUUAUGGUUUGUCACUGCCUUACAUAUGUAUGGCUAACUACUCAUUUUGGUUUAUGUGGAUGAUUACAGAGUUUUUUCUUGCAUAAUUUAUGAGUAACUAUUUUUUUUGUGGUGGAAAUUCCAUUGGAAAAUCUUACCAAUUACAAUUUUUAUGAUUAUUUAUGGGUCUUACCAAUUUCUA
Molecule: messenger RNA, 967 nt
Organism: Lotus japonicus
Lineage: Eukaryota; Viridiplantae; Streptophyta; Magnoliopsida; Fabales; Fabaceae
Exons: 5
Coding region: 205-714 (169 amino acids)
Biological process (GO): endoplasmic reticulum to Golgi vesicle-mediated transport
Cellular component (GO): TRAPP complex
Source: RefSeq, a predicted model, not a curated record